Symbiodinium pilosum is the source of this 981-nucleotide messenger RNA. NCBI's taxonomy places the organism in Eukaryota, Dinophyceae, Suessiales, Symbiodiniaceae. The record is from the annotation of a GenBank genome assembly.
AUGGAGAAUUCUGCAGCAGAUCAGCAUGAUGUUGGUGAACCUUCAGCAACUCUGUUUUCUUUGUGUCAACUUCUUCCAAAAGCCGCAGAGUUGAGUUCCUUUCUCGAAAACAAGCUUCACAACCUGGUAAUCGGUGCAGAGGUCAUUGUCCCUGCAGCGAUCUUGGUACCAAGUUCUACACCGCUUUCAUACGUGACUCGAAAAUACAAUCGUAAAGAAAGCUGCCCCGAAAUUCCUGUCACACCAUGCAACGCCAAGGUUCCUGUCCAAGCCUUGCGUUGGACUCACCGCGGCAUCAACGCCCAACUUGCGUUCGGGGACAACCACGAGCACGCAGAUGAGUCGAUUUUCAAGCUGUUCGAGCAGCUCUUCCGCGGGAAUUUGACACCUUUGGACGUUACUAAGGAAGACCCCCUUCCGGUGUUCCUGUAUAAAAGCCCUGACAACCAUUUGGGCUUGUAUUCCCGCCGGAAUCGCAGACUCACUGCCUUCCUAAUGUACCAAGCUCUUCGCCGCGAAGAGUUGCUGAUGGUCCAUGUUCUGGUGUGUUCCCCAGACGAUCGUGCGUGGAGCAAAGAGUGGCAGAAGAGCUAUGAUGGUACCAGCGGUCUGUCCAUCAGACCACACGCUGGGCAUGCUGCCCAUUCCACGCAUCGCGGAGUUCCACUCUUCAAAGGGAGCUCCGACCACUUCAACGCCACCUUGCAUCGCGCUCGUGGACAAAGGCAUAGACAUUCGCAACCAGUGCAAGGUGCUCUGGACCUCCUAGCAGGGCGUGCCAGGUUGCGACCCUCACGCGCUGCGAACGACGAAGAUUCUAUCACCUUUUCGAGUGAACGCAUCGGGAGCGUGGGAUCUGGUGCCAGUCUCACUGAGGGUUCCAUUGGCCGUGGCAAAGGCAAACCCAACAGCAAAAGCAAAGGCCGAGGUAAGCCUUGGAAGGCCCGUAGCUCUGCACCAUCAGGCACUGCAAUGGCUUAA